Messenger RNA from Juglans microcarpa x Juglans regia, 824 nucleotides. RefSeq lists its product as uncharacterized. The transcript has 3 exons. The record is from RefSeq and is a predicted model, not a curated record. Gene Ontology annotation, cellular component: chloroplast. NCBI's taxonomy places the organism in Eukaryota, Viridiplantae, Streptophyta, Magnoliopsida, Fagales, Juglandaceae. Bases 78 to 590 code for a protein of 170 amino acids.
AAUGAUAAAACACACGGCUCAACUGAACUGAGAGUCUGGAAAAGGAAAACGGAUAUUUUUAUACUGUUUCUGCAUCUAUGGGAAGUCUCUCUCUCCUCCCUCUCUCCCUAGCCGCUUCAUUGAGACCCCAUCUUUCCCCUUCCAAAACCCAACUCUCCAACUCCGUAUUCUGCCCACACCUCUCUUCGACAACUCUUAAAUUCGUACGGAUUCCCAGCAAAACCAUAGCUUUUGGAAGCAACGCAAGUGACCCUGGAGAGUCUCGUUUUUUGGAUGAGUACGGAGUCGUUGAUGAUAUGGAUGGGUAUCUCAACUACCUUUCUCUUGAAUAUGACACUGUUUGGGACACCAAACCUUCCUGGUGUCAACCAUGGACGAUAAUUUUAACUGGAGUAUCAGUGACUGCUAGUAGCUGGUUAAUUUUUCACUCAGUAGUUGUCACAAUCGGCAUAUUGUUUCUAAUAUGCACAUGGUGGUACAUCUUUUUGUAUUCUUAUCCAAAGGCGUAUUCAGAGAUGAUUGCCGAGCGAAGAAAGAGGGUGACAAAUGGUGUUGAAGACACAUUUGGUUUAGGCAACGAUAUCAAUUAAAAUUCAGCCGUGCCGGCAGCUCUCUCUCUCCGUUUUUCCACCAACUGAAGUCUCCCGCAUUCUUUUGUAUAAUUCCAUAAUGUGCUGUUAGCGUAGUUCAAAGAAAGGAAACCUUGAUGUUAGGGCGACAGCCUCACAAAUCAUUCCUCUAUCGUCUUUCUGUUUAUGUGAUUCGUAUUAGUCUAACUCCUAUCGUAUCAUUUCAAUUGUUUACUAGUUUUUCGUUCACUUUAA